Messenger RNA from Candida albicans SC5314, 1227 nucleotides. RefSeq lists its product as uncharacterized. The record is from RefSeq and is a predicted model, not a curated record. Bases 1 to 1227 code for a protein of 408 amino acids. Gene Ontology annotation, biological process: intracellular signal transduction; protein phosphorylation. The transcript has a single exon. Gene Ontology annotation, molecular function: protein serine/threonine kinase activity; ATP binding. Lineage: Eukaryota; Fungi; Ascomycota; Pichiomycetes; Serinales; Debaryomycetaceae.
AUGGGUUCAUUUUCUUUCCCCAAAAACAUAACCACUGCAAAUGGUUUCCACCAAGAACAACCAAACAUACAGAUAGCAGCAACAACAGCAACAUCGGGCUCACUAGUAGUGCCAGAACUCACAAUAGAACAAUUUUCCGAAAUAAAACUACCUGCCGUGGGAAUCGAGUAUAACAAAACAUCAUCGAAACCAAUAUAUGAAGGUGCCAAUGGUAUUAUAUUCAAAGGUAGUGAUGCAUCACAUUCAAAAGUUGUUGUAUUGAAACGAGUCAAACAAAAAUGUGACCAACCAUUGCAUGAUUAUAUUCAGCAAGUGUUACGAGAAUUCAAUACUAUGAAAAUAUGCAAUCACAAAAACAUUAUUUCUAUAUUUGAUCUUGCCACAAUAUCUGAUACUAAAGAACUUGCAUUAAUUCUUCCUUAUUAUCCCAAAGGUGAUUUAUUAAAUUAUUUAUCUCGAUUACGACGAUUUAAAAUUGAAUUAUCGGCAAGUUUAAAAGAUUCCAUUUUUAAACAAAUUUUAAAAGGAGUGAAUUAUCUUCAUGGUAAAGGAAUUGUUCAUCGUGAUUUAAAACCAGAGAAUUUUUUAAUUGAUUCUGAUGGGAUAUUAAAAAUAUCUGAUUUUGGUUAUAGUUUAAAUAUUAAUAAUCAUCCUUUAUGUCAUGAAUAUUUUAAAUCAAAUCCUCAUGAAUUAUAUUGUGGUACCAAUAGUUUUAAAGCUCCAGAAUUAUUUACCAUUGAACAUGAAAUAAAAUCAAAUCGAUUUGAUUUUGAUGGAUAUUUCAAAGAUGAUAAUACCAUUACGUGUUUUGAUAAACUGAAAUAUUUGGAUUAUUGGGCAUUGGGAAUAAUUUAUUUUGUCAUUUUUUUAAUGAAAAGUCCUUGGACAACUGCAAAUUCUUUAGAUUCGAAAAAUUUAGCUUAUAUUAAUUAUUGUAAACAUUAUCCUAAUUCAUCAUUGAAAUUAAAAGAAAUCUUGAUUGAAUUGAACAAGAAAUCUCCUUCACUGUUUACUGCUAUUUCUAACAAUAACAAUAACAAUAAUGGUCAUAAUAAUAAUCCAGCAUUAAAUUUAUUUAAAAGUUUACAUUAUGAUUCUCGUGAAUCAAUAUUAGGAUUAUUAAAUCCUCAACCAGAUAAAAGAUUAACUCCUAAUCAAUUAUUGAAUACUAAUUGGUUAUCACAAGUUUAUGCUGAUCCUAAAGAUUUAAUAAAAUUAUUAAAAUGA